AUUCAGAUUGUUGCUGACGACAUCUGUGGCACAGUUCUAUAUAAGCUAUCACGCUAGACAGAUCGAAACUUAGUCGUUUGUUGUGAGUUCCAUUGAAAAGUUCAUUUACUAUGAUUAAAUGUACUACGAUCGUGUUUUUGCUUAUAUUACUUCUGGGCACGGAAACCCAGAGUAGUGAUGGAGCUAAUAUUUUAGGAAUUUUUGGAACCCACAGUCCUUCCCAUGUGAUCGUUCAUAUGGCUGUGAUGAAAACGCUUGCGGAUGGGGGUCACAACAUCACAGUGGUGACCCAGAUGAAGCCCAAAUUGGCGGCACAUGAAAAUAUCACAGUGAUUGUGGCACCACCGACACUGGAGCGAAAAAAGUUCAUGGAGGAAUAUAUGAAACAAACAUUCAAUGAUAAACCUUCUAUAUGGACUACUUUGAUGAAAGCUGUUCUUCAGGUAAAUGUACAGUUGGAAGGACAGAUUGAGUUCAUGGUUCAUCCGAAUUUCAAGGAGCUGUACGAGAAUCCCAAAACGAAAUUCGAUUUGGUAGUUUUGGGCCCGAUGGCCAACGACUUUCAGCUUGGCAUUGCCGCCAAGCUUCACUGUCCGGUGAUUAUAACUUGGGUGGGCGUGCCCCUGCCUUUUAUGGAUAGUAUUGUGGGAAAUGUCAAUGAUCCAUCUUAUGUGCCUAGCUUGAAUGUGGCUCUUGAAGCGGGACAAAACACCAUGAAAUUUACCCAAAGAUUGGGUAACCUUUUCAAGCAUUCCUUCCUGGACAUAGUCAAUAAACUAUUGAAUUUUAAGAUGAACCAGAUGUAUGAGAAAGCUUUUGCCAAUGAGACAGAUCCUGAAUUCCCCAAUUACUAUGAAAUGAAGCGUCGCAUAUCCUUGCUGUUCUACAAUUACCAUUCGCCCAGCGAAGGACCCAUCAGGCCCACAGUUCCUCAAUCGAUUGAAAUUGGAGGAAUACAGGUUAAGGAGCAGCCUGAUCCGCUGCCCAAGGAGCUGGCCAAGUUCCUUGAUGACGCUGAUGAGGGUGUCAUAUUCUUCAGCUUGGGUACCAAUGUAAAUUCCAAUAACUUUGGACCGGAAAUCGCAAACAUCCUGUACAGUGUGCUCUCCCAAUUGCCCCAGAGAGUUGUGUGGAAGUGGGAGGAUCUGAAUAAUAAGCCAGGAAAUGCCUCUAAUAUAUACUUUAGCAAUUGGUUGCCGCAGGAUGAUAUCCUGGCUCAUCCGAAGACCAGACUAUUCAUAACCCAUGCGGGGAAAGGUGGAGUAGCGGAGGCCCAAUACCAUGGGGUUCCCAUGCUGGCAUUGCCCAUUUUCGGCGAUCAACAGGGAAAUGCUGAGAUCAUGACAAAAUCAGGUUUUGGUCGUUGGUUGGAUAUGCACACACUGACGGCGAAGGAACUGGAGGAGAAUAUCCAUGAGGUCCUUGAGAACCCAUCGUAUCGAGAGACCAUCGGUAAAUUCUCCACCCUCUAUAGGGAUCGACCUUUGACAGCCCGUCAAUCGGUUGUCUACUGGACCGAGUACGUGUUGCGUCACCAGGGAGCCUAUCAUCUACAGAGUCCCCUCAUCCACAUGGACUUUAUAGCCCGAAACAAUAUAGAUGUCUUUGGAGUUAUUCUUCUCGUGAGUCUGGUACUCUUGAUACUACUCAUAGUCAUAUUUAAAUUCCUAUUUCGCAAGAUUUUUAAUGUUGUGCGUGGCUAUAGUUAUCAAGGGAAAACACUGCCUGUCAAGUUUAAAAAUAAUUAAUCGUUAUGCCAUCUUAUCAUUGCGAAUACGUAAUAUCAGUUGGCGCUAUGAAAUGCGAAAUUGCACAAAAGUCUUGCUGUGGGGUCAGUGAUCAAGUAUUAUAUUCUGUUUUUAAGAAUACAGAUUAAUGAAUUAACAUUAAUAAAUACAAAUGAUAUUGGU
Drosophila suzukii is the source of this 1910-nucleotide messenger RNA. NCBI's taxonomy places the organism in Eukaryota, Metazoa, Arthropoda, Insecta, Diptera, Drosophilidae. The record is from RefSeq and is a predicted model, not a curated record.